UAAAGUCAGGACCGCUCUCCAUCUAAAACCUAAGACCCAAAAGACUGUUUUUUUUUAAAUCGGUUUUGUCGCCGCCCCUCGUCUCACAAACACAAAGGAAGAAGAAGAAGAAUAUGGAAGGGAUCAAGCUCUCUUUCCCACCGGAGACUCCGCCGCUUUCAGUAAUCGCUGCUCUCUCCCUCUCAUCUUCUCCGGUAACCAUCGACUCCUCCUCCUCCGCAACCGCCGUCCCUACUUUCGUUUUCUCCGACGGGCGAAAACUGAGUGGGACAUCAGUUCUUCUCCGGUACGUUGGUCGAUCAGCGAAGUCUCUUCCUGGGUUUUACGGCCACGAUGCUUUCGAAUCUUCACAGAUUGAUGAGUGGGUAGAUUACGCUUGUGUCUUCUCCUCUGGCUCAGAGUUUGAGAAUGCUUGCACUCGCGUUGAUAAGUACCUUCAGAGUGGCACCUUUCUUGUUGGUCAUUCUCUUUCCAUUGCCGAUGUUGCUGUUUGGUCAGCUCUUGCUGGAUCCGGUCCAAGAUGGGAGAGUUUGAGGAAAUCUAAAAAGUAUCAGAACUUGGUCAGAUGGUUCAACUCAAUAUCGCUCGAGUACGCAGAGCCACUCAACAAGCUAGCUACAUAUACUGCGAAGAAGCCUUCAGGGAAGGCUGUUUCUGCUGCACCAAGGUCCAAGGACCAACAAGCAGACAACGUCAACGACAAAGGAAAGCCUGAAGUGGACUUGCCAGGUGCAGAACUCGGAAAAGUCAAACUCCGUUUCGCCCCGGAGCCAAGCGGCUACCUCCACAUCGGCCACGCCAAGGCCGCCCUUCUGAACAAGUACUUCGCCGAGCGGUACCAAGGGGAAGUCAUCAUCCGCUUCGACGACACAAACCCCGCCAAAGAGAGCAACGAGUUCGUCGAAAACCUCGUCAAGGACAUCGGUACCUUGGGGAUCAAGUACGAGCGCGUGACCUACACUUCCGACUACUUCCCCGACCUCAUGAACAUGGCCGAGAAGCUCCUGCGCGAGGGGAAAGCCUACGUGGACGACACGCCGAGGGAGCAGAUGCAGAAGGAGAGGAUGGACGGGAUCGAUUCCAAAUGCAGGAACCAUACCAUCGAGGAGAAUCUUAACCUCUGGCGAGAGAUGAUCGCUGGAAGCGAGAGAGGGUUGCAGUGCUGCGUCCGCGGGAAGCUGGACAUGCAAGACCCCAACAAAGCUAUGCGUGACCCUGUUUACUACCGCUGCAACCCUAUGUCUCAUCACCGUAUAGGGGACAAGUACAAGAUCUAUCCGACGUAUGACUUCGCUUGUCCCUUUGUGGACUCCAUUGAAGGGAUAACGCACGCGCUUCGGUCGAGUGAGUAUCAUGAUAGGAAUGCUCAGUACUAUAAGGUUCUGGAGGAUAUGGGGUUGAGGAGAGUUGAGAUUUAUGAGUUUAGUAGGUUGAAUCUUGUUUACACGCUUCUUAGUAAGAGGAAGCUUCUCUGGUUUGUUCAGCAAGGGUUGGUUGGUGGGUGGGAUGAUCCACGGUUUCCUACGGUCCAAGGCAUUGUUCGAAGAGGUUUGAAAAUCGAGGCACUGAUUCAGUUCAUUCUAGAACAGGGUGCUUCAAAGAAUCUAAACUUGAUGGAGUGGGACAAGCUUUGGACUAUUAACAAGAAGAUAGUUGAUCCUGUGUGUCCUAGACAUACGGCUGUGGUUGAAGAGAGGCGUGUGCUGUUGACAUUAACCGAUGGUCCUGAUGAGCCGUUUGUCCGGAUGAUACCAAAGCACAAGAAGUUUGAAGGCGCUGGAGAGAAGGCGACCACUUUCACCAAGAACAUAUGGAUUGAGGGAGCUGAUGCGAGUGCCAUCUCUGUUAACGAGGAAGUGACUUUGAUGGAUUGGGGAAACGCCAUUGUGAAGGAAGUCACAAAGGACGAGGAGGGUCGUGUCACUGCGUUGUCUGGCGUUCUGAAUCUCAAAGGGUCUGUUAAGACUACAAAGCUGAAGCUGACAUGGCUUCCAGAGACUAAUGAGUUGGUUAAGCUCACGUUGACAGACUUUGAUUAUUUGAUCACCAAGAAGAAGCUAGAGGAAGAUGAUGAGGUUGCUACUUUUGUGAAUCCUUACACGAAGAAGGAAACGUCGGCACUUGGUGAUUCUAAUAUGAGGAACCUGCAGCGUGGUGAUGUGAUUCAGCUUGAGAGGAAAGGCUACUACAGAUGUGAUGUGCCUUUUAUCAAGUCUUCAAAACCUAUCGUCUUGUUCUCAAUCCCAGAUGGAAGGCAACACCAGCCAUUGGCUGCUAAUUGACUUUUCCCAUUUUAUGAAACUUGUAUUAAUGAAUUUGCCAAAAAAAAAAUCUCUGUUUAAGACAAGAAUCUUCUUUGCUUUUAGUUUUAAGUACAUCUUUUGUUACAAUGGAGCAACAAAACAAAGAAGAAGAAAAAGAUUGUGUUGUGUU
Brassica oleracea var. oleracea is the source of this 2433-nucleotide messenger RNA. RefSeq names its product glutamate--tRNA ligase, cytoplasmic. Gene Ontology annotation, cellular component: methionyl glutamyl tRNA synthetase complex; cytosol; cytoplasm. NCBI's taxonomy places the organism in Eukaryota, Viridiplantae, Streptophyta, Magnoliopsida, Brassicales, Brassicaceae. The record is from RefSeq and is a predicted model, not a curated record. Gene Ontology annotation, molecular function: ATP binding; glutamate-tRNA ligase activity. The coding region runs from base 114 to 2282 and encodes 722 amino acids. Gene Ontology annotation, biological process: translation; glutamyl-tRNA aminoacylation. The transcript has 6 exons.